AUAGCAAACAGCAACGACAACAUUGGCAAAAUAGCGACAACUCAACCGUACAAAUGGACGGUGUUUAGAAGCUCUUGUGAGGAUGCCAGACGCCGCUUAGAACCAAGACGAGGAAAAAGACACUGCUGAGAUGGCGAUGUAACUUAACCAAUGUCAGUUGAACUAAAAUGGUGUAAACCACUGAUCUCCGACUUGUCUGUUAUACAUGAGUGUGUAAAAUAAAGAGAUGACGCAGUCUGUCGUAGUCCAAGUUGGUCAGUGUGGGAAUCAGGUGGGCUGCCGCUUCUGGGAUCUCGCACUCAGAGAACAUGCACACGUGAAUCAAAUGGGAGUUUAUGAUGACGCGCUGAGCAGCUUCUUUAGGAACGUUGACCAGAGGAGAGGGUACGGAGCAGAGGCAACCGGCGGCAAGAUCACAGGUCUGAAGGCCAGGGCCGUGUUAGUGGAUAUGGAGGAGGGAGUGCUUGGAGGGAUUCUGCAGGGGCCGUUGCGUUCUCUCUUCAGCAGCGCACAGCUCAUAAGCGAUGUCUCUGGUUCAGGGAAUAACUGGGCAGUCGGGCACCACACAUAUGGUUUGGCCUACAGAGAGCAGAUCGUGGAUCAGGUUCGCAAGGCUGCAGAACACUGUGACUGCCUUCAGUGCUUCUUCCUUAUUCACUCCAUGGGGGGAGGAACUGGUUCAGGGUUAGGCACGUUUGUGUUGAAGCUUCUAGAAGAGGAGUUCCCAGAGGUGUAUCGGAUCGUGACCUCCGUUUACCCCACUGCAGAAGAUGAUGUCAUCACUUCUCCUUACAACAGCGUCCUAGCCAUGAAAGAACUCACAGAACAUGCAGACUGCGUCCUGCCGGUCGACAACCAGUCUCUGGUUGAUAUUGUCGGUAAGAUAAAACACAUGUCCAACACUGGCAAACCAGGCUGUGCUAUCAAGAAGGACAGUACCAUCAUCUCUGGACAAGGAGGGGUGGUGAAGGUGGAGAAGCCCUUUGAUGCCAUGAACAACAUUGUGGCCAAUCUGCUUCUUAAUAUUACCAGUUCAGCGCGGUUUGAGGGCUCUCUCAACAUGGAUCUGAAUGAGAUAGCCAUGAACCUGGUCCCUUUCCCACGUUUACACUACCUUGUGUCCAGCCUGACUCCUCUCUACACACUGGCUGAUGUCAGUGUGCCACCCCGCAGGCUGGAUCAGAUGUUCUCGGAUGCGUUCAGUAAGGAGCAUCAGCUGAUCAGAGCCGACCCCAAACACAACCUGUAUCUGGCCUGUGCACUCAUGCUGCGUGGAAACGUUCAGCUGUCGGACCUGCGGCGGAACAUUGAGAGGCUGAGGCCCACCCUGCCGUUUGUCCCAUGGAAUCAGGAAGGAUGGAAGACCAGCCUGUGUUCUGUCCUGCCUGUGGGUCACUCACAUUCUCUGCUGGCCUUAGCCAACAACACUUGUGUGAAGUCCACCUUUUCUGAACUGAGGGAACGCUUUAUGAAGCUCUACCGUAGGAAGGCUCAUUUGCAUCAUUAUCUAGCCGUUGAUGGCAUGGAGCAGUCUGGAUUCACUGAAGCGCUGUCAUCAAUCUCAACACUUAUUGAAGACUACACACACCUGGAAUGCCCUCUCAUGCCAAACGCCCCCAGACUCACCAUGGCCACCUGACCUAUCAAGUGCAGCUCUGAAAACAUGUCAUCAGCGUUACUGCACUUCCUCUGACACACGCAGGACGUGAUCCACUGCAUCUUCCAGCGCACAUUGGAUCCUCCUUUGCAGUGGAACUCGACGUUCACCAUUUUGGACUUAUUGGGAACGCAGCAGCGCUUGUCUGUGCAGACGCCGCAGUAUGUCGGCCGGUGCUUCUUAACGCUGGUGCAGCCGGACAGUGAGAGCUUCUCUGCUUUACUGGCCUGGAAUUUGGGUUUGCAGGUUUUCCCUUUUGGCAUCUAUGCAGGACAGAGAGGAGUUUCAGUACAAUCAUUUAACUCCAAAUGAUCAACUAGAAGUCGAGUUAUUAUGUGUUGCUCUUACAGCUGGGAUCCACCACUAGACUUUCUCAGGCAGUGUGUAUUAAAUGCCGGUUUGGCUGUGUUUAACAUGG
Messenger RNA from Danio rerio (zebrafish), 2075 nucleotides. RefSeq names its product tubulin, epsilon 1 (gene tube1). The record is from RefSeq and is marked validated. Gene Ontology annotation, biological process: microtubule-based process. Gene Ontology annotation, molecular function: GTP binding. NCBI's taxonomy places the organism in Eukaryota, Metazoa, Chordata, Actinopteri, Cypriniformes, Danionidae. Gene Ontology annotation, cellular component: cytoskeleton; microtubule.